GUCGCUGUGUGGAAGAAUCACCACAUGAGAACAGUUACAAACUACUUCAUUGUGAACCUCUCUGUAGCCGACGUUCUUGUCACUGUUAGCUGUCUUCCUGCAAGUUUAUUAGUGGAUAUAACAGAAACAUGGUUCUUUGGACUGACACUCUGCAAAGUGAUACCAUAUCUACAGACUGUCUCUGUUUCUGUAUCCGUACUUACAUUAAGCUGCAUUGCCUUGGAUCGAUGGUAUGCAAUUUGCCAUCCCUUGAUGUUCAAAAGCACAGCUAAGCGGGCGAGGAACAGCAUUAUAAUUAUCUGGAUAGUGUCCUGCGUGAUAAUGAUUCCUCAAGCAAUUGUCAUGGAAUGUAGCAGUAUUUUUCCACAGUUAGUCAACAAAACCAGAUUAUUCACAGUCUGCGAUGAACACUGGGCUGCUGAAAUAUACCCUAAAGUGUACCACAGCUGUUUUUUCCUUGUGACAUAUAUGGCACCACUUUGCUUGAUGGUGUUGGCUUAUGUUCAAAUAUUCCGAAAACUUUGGUGCAGACAGAUUCCUGGGACCUCAUCAGUUGUUCAGAAAAAAUGGAAACCUUUAUACUGCUCUGCACACUCGCGUGGAUCUGGACCACAAAUUAAAUCAAGACCAAGUGCUGUUGCAGCUGAAAUUAAACAGAUACGUGCCCGAAGAAAAACUGCCCGAAUGCUUAUGGUUGUUCUGUUUGUUUUUGCACUCUGUUAUCUACCAGUCAGUAUUCUUAAUAUCCUGAAAAGAGUAUUUGGGAUAUUUGACAACACAGAACACAGAGAAACUGUUUAUGCAUGGUUUACAUUUUCACACUGGCUCGUGUAUGCCAACAGUGCAGCAAACCCCAUCAUUUAUAACUUUCUGAGUGGAAAAUUCAGAGAAGAAUUUAAAGCUGCAUUCUCCAGUUACUGCUUUGGAAUACAUCGUCGUAGAGAACAUCGACUGAGCAGGGGCAGAGCAAGCACUGAAAGUCGGAAGUCUUUAACUACACAAAUUAGCAAUUUUGAUAAUGUUUCAAGAAUGUCAGAACAUGUUGUAUUGACCAGCAUAACUACUCUUCAUACAAAUGCUUCUGGGUCUACUCAGAACUGGUAGAUAAUUAUUUAUGCAUCAAGCAGCAGGGCUGAGCAUGUAAACAUUUUGAACUGCGUUAUUUUUUCCAAAUAAAAAUGUCUAAAACUGAA
This is a messenger RNA of Protopterus annectens (West African lungfish), 1193 nucleotides long. It is a transcript of the gene HCRTR2, whose product is annotated as hypocretin receptor 2. Gene Ontology annotation, biological process: feeding behavior; circadian sleep/wake cycle process; G protein-coupled receptor signaling pathway. Gene Ontology annotation, cellular component: membrane. Gene Ontology annotation, molecular function: orexin receptor activity. Bases 25 to 1104 code for a protein of 359 amino acids. The transcript has 6 exons. Lineage: Eukaryota; Metazoa; Chordata; Ceratodontiformes; Protopteridae. The record is from RefSeq and is a predicted model, not a curated record.